CGCGGGUAUUUAACGCGCGGACCACGACCGCAGUCGUCAGUCGUCGUAGGUUCGCUGCGCAAGAUCCUCCGCGUCCAUCCAGGGAGUCGUCAGUCGCCUUCCCUCCAUCUCUCUCUCUCUUGAUCAGCCGCGGGAGCGCGAGUCGCCUCCUCGCUGUGCGGCUGCUGUCGCUGCGCUCCUCGGGGUCACGCGCGGCGGAAUCUCGGCGCGGUCACGAGCCCCGUGCGUAAAGUGACAACCACAUCGGCCACAGUCAUCACCGUCACCAUCAUCAUCAUCAUCGACAUCAUCGAUACCGAGGCGCUCCAACGACAUCGACGAACAUCGGCGACGUCAACUCCAUCAUCAUCAUCAUCGACACGCUUACAGAUGCGUGUCUUACGAUAAGAAUGAUGUAAAUGUUAUAUUCGUAUGAGACAUCGAUAUAACCGCUAUAUAAUUAUAAUAACGACGAGAGCCGCAUCAUUUUAAAAGUGGAUAACCGCGGACGCCGGAAUAUAAAAGAAAGAGCACAUAUAGAUAAUCAUCGAUCUAACGGGCAGACACGCGCGCUGACGCUCACGCUCUCGACUCCGCAUGUGCGCGCUGCCUGUCGCAGGCUUCGUGGCUCGCACGCAUUCGUGGGGAACUCUCUCUGCCCUCACCCGAACCUCACCACACCGCUACCCUAGCCAUCACCAAGAACGAGACAUCACCACAAUCAGCACCGCGUUAUCAAUAUAACCACGGCCAGCUACACCUCAUGACCAACGAAAUCACAAUCGAUACCUCAUCGGCCAGAUCACCAUAACCAACUCACCGUCACCGACAAAACCUCCACGGCCACUAAAGACCCGACGAGCCUCCCCACUGACCCUCGUAAACCUUGGGAGGGGGGUGGGGGUCCUAACCAUCAGCGGCGCUCGUGUCAUCUCGUCGUGCGGACCGCCCGCUACCGAGAGCCGAUCCUCACACUCGCUAUCUAGAGGGACACUCAAGGGAGCUUCCAGAAGCCGAGAGACACACAGAGAGAGAGACGCAAACAGCAGCAGCAGGAGCCAGCAGCAGAGCCAGCAGCAGGAGUCAACGGCAAGGAUGGACGACGGAGACUUCCACUCCCGCGGCGCGUUCGGCGUGUGGGACUACGUGGUGUUCGCUGCCAUGCUGCUCGUGUCCACCGCCAUCGGCGUCUACUACGCCGUCUUCGACCGCUCGCAGCAGACCGCGGGCGGCUUCCUGGUGGGAGGCCGCCAGAUGUCGGCAGCCCCCGUGGCGCUGUCCCUCACGGCGAGCUUCAUGUCCGGGGUCACGGUGCUGGGCACGCCGGCCGAGAUCUACCGCUUCGGGGCGAUCUUCUCAUGCUUCUCGUUCACCUACCUGCUGGUGGUGCUCGCCACCGCCGAGGGAUUCCUGCCGGUCUUCUACCGCCUCGGGGUCACCAGCACAUACGAGUACCUGGAGAUGCGGUUCGGUCAGUCGGUUCGUCUCUGCGCCACCGCGAUGUACAUCGUGCAGACGAUCCUCUACACGGGCAUUGUGAUUUACGCACCGGCUCUCGCGUUAAACCAAGUGACCGGCUUCAACCUCUGGGGGGCGGUGGUGGCGACGGGAGCCGUGUGCACUCUCUACUGCACCCUGGGCGGCCUCAAGGCGGUGGUGUGGACGGACGUGUUCCAGUGCGGCGUGAUGGUCGCCGGCUUCAUAGCCGUCAUCGUGCAGGGCACAAACCUGGCCGGAGGGAUCAACGUCGUGUGGGAGCAGGCGGCCAACGGGAGCCGACUCAACUUCUGGGAUUUCGACCCGGACCCGCUGCGCCGCCACACAUUCUGGACGAUCCUGGCGGGCGGGUGGUUCACGUGGCUCGCCGUGUACGGCGUCAACCAGUCGCAGGUGCAGCGCUACAUCGCCUGCCGCUCCAUGGUGCAGGCCAAGCUGGCUCUCUAUUUAAACCUGGUGGGGCUGGUGUUGAUCCUGUGGUGCGUGGUUCUGUGCGGCCUCCUCAUCCACUCCUUCUACAAGGACUGCGACCCCUUCACCAAUGGAGAGAUCAGCGCCCCCGAUCAGGUGCUGCCCUACCUGGUGGUCAACUUGUUCCGGGGAUACCCCGGGCUGCCCGGUCUCUUCGUGGCUGCUGCUUACAGCGGGACGCUCAGCACGGUGUCGUCCAGCAUCAACGCCCUGGCCACCGUGACGCUGGAGGACAUUCUGAGGCCUCGGCUGCCCUUCCUGCGCGGAGCCUCCGAGAGGAAGCUCUCGUGGACCUCCAAGGGCCUGAGUGUGUUCUUCGGAGGCGUCUGCAUCGUGAUGUCCUUGGUGGCGUCGCUGUUGGGGAACGUGCUGCAGGCCGCGCUAAGCAUCCUGGGCAUGAUGGGAGGGCCCUUGCUCGGACUCUUCAUUCUCGGAAUUUAUUUCCCGUGGGCCAACGAGUUGGGUGCGCUGGCUGGGCUCUUCGUGGGGCUGUUUCUGUCCCUCUGGGUGGGCAUCGGUGCCCAGCUCUACCCGGCCCUGCCCAUCAAGACUCGACCUCUACCCCUGACCACGGCGGGAUGCAACGUGAUGAGCAACUACACCACAACCAUAUUCACCCCUACGGGAGUCACCCCGACGGGAUUCACCCCGACGGGAUUCACCCCGACGGGAUUCACCCCGACGGUGGCCGACGUUGCAGAAAUGCGGCCGACCAUCGCCGAUGAGUGGUACUCCAUCUCCUACCUCUACUACAGCGCCGUGGGCUGCAUUGGAGUGGUCGUCGCCGGUUUCAUCGUCAGCAUCAUCUCAAGUCGUGGGCGGGUGCGCCCCGUCAACUCGCGUCUCAUCCACCCGCUCGUCCAAACCCUGCUGCGCCUGCUGCGUGUCCACAGCCUCACAUACACGGACGAGGAGGAGGGCACGGAUAAGGAAGAUGCGAAUGGAUUUGCGGAAAAAGACGGCAUCCCCCCAGCGGACAUCGCCCUCCACAGCACCAAGCUGUGACGGACGUCCAUCACAGUUCGCAUAUGGGGGCGCUCCAAAUGUUGUCUUUAUGUUUUUACUUUUGACAACGAUUCUUCCAAAAGGUGACGUCCUAACGAGCUCCAUCGCCGGCAUUGUUUUGCUGUUGUGUCCGGGUGUCCGUAGCAGUAUCAUUCUUAUUUUUUUAUAAUUAGACAGCGAUAUUCGCUAAAUUCGUUAAAAAUACAAAGACAAAGAUCCCCCGUGUAGACUCAACAGCCUGUUGGGGCAAGUGCUGUUAGUGAGCAGCAACAAAUUGAGGCCUGCAGGGCACACACGGGGGCUGGGUGGCCACUUGUCGAGAUGUCGUCACGUGAUUUUCAUAUCGAAGGAAAGAGAACGCGCACGUAAUUAAUGGCGCCUCUUGAACUGUUGAGAAACGCUGAGCGGCGCUAGGGCAGGACGUGUCGCUCGAAAUGGGCUCACGACAGACGGUCACAGAUAACGACGGAGUGGGUACUGACGGAGUGGCAGCCAGAAGGUGGAGCGACAACAUCGGAUAGCGCGAUGGAUCAAUGCGUCAUCGCAGCAGCGUGCGAGGCUAGCAGCGUAGUACCCGUGGCUACACCGCCACGGGAAGGAGAGCAGAGUCGAGGAUGAAAUGAAUGGGAAAAGAUAAAGAGAUGGGGAAGGGAAGAGAGGAGAAGAGAAAGAAAGAAUGGGGAAUAAGAGGAAAGGAUGGGAAAUGAACUGAGAAACGGGAGGAAAGCGGUGAGGAGAGAUGAGAAGAGGGUGGAAGAUGGUGCACGGAGCAGCGUAUGUUUUCGCAGGGGGUGGCUGGGAGAGGGGGGAGGGAUUCAGAGUGGGAAUAGCGGCACAGAAGUCACGUGAUUGACGGGAAGCCUGAGCUGGUUGAGGUACAGCUUGAUGAAGCCAUGAAUGGUGAUGAUGUUGACAAUACAAUAUCCACAUCUCUGAUAACCUCACACACGCCUGGUAUGAGUCUCCCCCGUGGCAUUGGCGGCUCGUCCUAUCGCGGCUUCAGAGCCCCAAGAUGCUCGCCACCACAUCGGGUGCGAUCGUUUUCAUUGGUUGGGCUGACAGCGCUCGAGCCUUGUCGAAUAUACGCAAGCAGAAGGGUACACAGGAGAAGAUGCUGCCAUCGUUUCAACCACACACUUCAACCUGCUGUCUCUCAUCAUAAUUCGUUCAUAUAAGACGAUACCUCUAUGGACACCCGGUGUAAGAUUUAGAUGUGAUUUGUCGUCUUAUUAUGUUUUUCGCUUGUUGGGUUGGAGUCCUGUAAUUCCAUGAAUUGUUGCAAUUCAAAUUUGAAUUCUGGCAACAGCCUGAUUAUGCUGCUUGUAACUUACCAGCGACACGUGGUACGAAAUCGAUACGUGCGUGGAUCGCUCUCAACAACAAUUUGCCGUUAGCGCUGCUGAAGCGGUAAUAUGCCACGCUUGUUCAUCACGUGACGACUUUAUGCAUUGGCUGUGUCGGGUGGAGGAGGGUGUACGACUCAACAUUUUACUCUAUGGGACCUCAUCCUCAAAAAUCAACUGUGAAUCGUGUUGCAAUUCAACGUCAUGAUUGUAUUCAAGAAUCGAUUCAAAUUUUGACAUCGUGGUGAAUGUAACGGCCACUAGUGGCUGCAGAAAGGGGCGGGUGGGGGUUCACUUGAAUCUGCAAACAGGAACAAUGACACACCAAUUAUAACCAACCAUGAGCAGUUCGGCGCACGCAUUUGUGGAGCUUAAAGAUCGACGUUAAUUUACGACUCGAUGCAACAUUUACACCUCUGUCUUUAACCGCAGAAAAUAACAUUGUAAAUAAAAUGUAUAUUGGGUGACAGGCACAUAACGUGCUGCUCUUCGUCGGCGAGCGAUGCAGAACCACGUGGCUUUUGGCUGAGGAAAGCGCCCGUAGAAGUGAUGGGCCAUAAUGGACACCGCACGACUGCAUAUCGCUUCUCUCGCUGGCGCUGUACAGCUCUCCGAUGCGGUUCUUGUAAAAAAAAUUGAAUUGUACCGCGGCGUCGUUGAGCACGAUACAUGUUCGACGUCUCGCUCCACCAACCUGCUGCAGGGCUGUGGGGCGAAACUUCAGACACCGUGCCGAACGACAACGCGGGCACGACCUCGAAAAACACUCGGGCCGAGAGCUGAGGUUCUCCGAUUAUUCGGUUUGAUGAACGAUGUCGUCCUGUUGGUGACACCUUUACUCGACACUCCCCAACAGGACACGUGUGCUUACCUUGUGACAUUACUAAUAGUGCAAUGGGAAUAUCUAAACUAUUUCUAAACUAUAAACAACUACUUUUUUAUUUUAUCAGGUAAAGCCGACUGAGCUGUAGCUCUUUAUCUACGGGGUUGAGCCACAGAUGAUAGCUCAACGAAGUGGCUUGUUACGUGGAAAUGUAUAUCAGCCAAAUACUCUCAAGGCAUAUUUUAAUCAGAAUGGAUGCGGGAUAAGUUGUUUGCAAGGAACCACACACACGCAUCACAUGUGCUAUAGGCUUUGGGGAUACGUGAAGCAAAUACUGUAAGUAAAAGCGCGAUUAUUAUAACCGAGGUUCUCACGAGUGCUUAGAAUGCAUACAUUGUCAGCUCUAUUCAACAGUUGCAUGUUGUACUGAACUGGGUCAAUGUCUGUCAGGAGUCUCGAACAUCGUGCAGCGGCAGUGAGUUCCAGUCUGAUGUACCGCUGAGUAGGUGAGUGUGUGGGUAGGUGAGUUCCAGUCUGAUGUACCGCUGAGUAGGUGAGUGUGUGGGUGAGUAGGUGAGUGUGUGGGUGAGUAGGUGAGUGUGCGGGUAGGCGAGUUCCAGUCUGAUGUACCGCUGAGUAGGUGAGUGUGUGGGUAGGUGAGUUCCAGUCUGAUGUACCGCUGAGUAGGUGAGUGUGUGGGUGAGUAGGUGAGUGUGUGGGUGAGUAGGUGAGUGUGCGGGUAGGCGAGUUCCAGUCUGAUGUACCGCUGAGUAGGUGAGUGUGUGGGUGAGUAGGUGAGUCAGUGGGUAGUUGCAGGCUGAUGGACCGCUGACCGCGAAAUGAUCAGGUCGGAAUGAACUGCCGAGGGCAAUCCAGCUAAAAAUCCACCUGUUGUGCUGCACUUCUAUGCUGCCACAUCUAUACUCACCGCCUUUAACGGACCUGCACUGAUCAGCGUGCAUGGUGAAGUAUGCCUACAUCGCCCCUACGACCCGCUCGGCGUGGGGAGGCCCUCAUCCAGCGGGAACUCGCAACAAGACUGCGCACGCACACGCACCCUCCAAUUGAUGAAGAUGUAUACGUUGUGGGUGAUGAUGCGACAUCUGGCACAAGCUGCCAGCCUCGCGGUGAACUGCCCACGGUGACUGUCCUCGCGAUGAAUGGGGGCCAUGUAAAUUUUAUACUUUUUGUAUAUUGUGCACAACGUGUGUCUUGCUUUUCAAUAAAUGCUGCGCAUCUCA
This is a messenger RNA of Lethenteron reissneri (Far Eastern brook lamprey), 6359 nucleotides long. Its product is annotated as sodium-coupled monocarboxylate transporter 1-like. Gene Ontology annotation, cellular component: extracellular exosome; membrane. The record is from RefSeq and is a predicted model, not a curated record. Gene Ontology annotation, biological process: transmembrane transport; sodium ion transport. Gene Ontology annotation, molecular function: symporter activity. NCBI's taxonomy places the organism in Eukaryota, Metazoa, Chordata, Hyperoartia, Petromyzontiformes, Petromyzontidae.